Messenger RNA from Amaranthus tricolor (Joseph's coat), 982 nucleotides. Its product is annotated as transcription initiation factor TFIID subunit 10. Gene Ontology annotation, biological process: transcription initiation at RNA polymerase II promoter. Gene Ontology annotation, cellular component: SAGA complex; nucleus; transcription factor TFIID complex. NCBI's taxonomy places the organism in Eukaryota, Viridiplantae, Streptophyta, Magnoliopsida, Caryophyllales, Amaranthaceae. The transcript has 6 exons. Gene Ontology annotation, molecular function: promoter-specific chromatin binding; RNA polymerase II general transcription initiation factor activity. The record is from RefSeq and is a predicted model, not a curated record. The coding region runs from base 214 to 618 and encodes 134 amino acids.
AAUUGAUAGUCUGCUGUCUCGUCCAAGACCAACUGUUCUAUAUUCGAAUUGAAGGUGAAAACUCCAACAGACCCAAGAAUGCGAGGGAGUUGUGUUUUGUACUCAAUCCCGUUUCUCUCGCUUGUAUAGUUGUAUUCCCUACAUCUGAUAAUUUUCUCAAAUUUUCAUCUUCCUCCGCAAUUGAAAAUCCUUCGGUAAAAAGCGCGAGAGAAGAUGAAUCAAGGCCAAGCUCCGCAGACCAGCGAUGGCAGACACGACGACGAUGCUGCCCUUUCCGACUUUCUUGCUUCCUUGAUGGACUUUACUCCUACCGUUCCUGACGAAUUGGUGGAGCAUUAUCUCGCUAAAAGCGGUUUUCAAUGUCCCGAUGUUCGAUUGAUUAGACUUGUUGCUGUUGCUACUCAAAAGUUUAUAACAGAGGUUGCCACAGAUUCUCUGCAGCACUGUAAAGCAAGACAAUCAUCUGUGAUCAAAGACAAAAGAGAUAAGCAACAAAAGGACAAGCGUCUUGUGUUGACUAUGGAAGAUCUCUCAAGAGCUCUGAAAGAGUUCGAAAUCAUUACACCAGAUCUUUUGGAUGCAAUAAGGAAGAUAAAAGAUGUGAUUCAAGAAGAUUAAAGACUUAAGAAGCAGACUAUCAAUAGAACCAUGUUUUACAAAAUUGUAUAUAUGGUGAAAUAUUAACUUAUGAUAUUAUUGAGACUAUAUUUUUAUAAAGAAAUUUUUAUUAAGUUAUUGUCUUAUCAUAGUUGCUCAUUUUUUGAACAGACCAACCCGGGCCUGGAGAAGUAUAUUAUUUUACAGAUGUUAUUAAUUUAAAAAGUAAUACUUUAGAGUAUUUGAACAUGUAUCUAGUAUUUAUAUGGUGCCUAAAGCAAAAACCUUUUCUUAGCUAAGUUAAAAAAUUGACCUUUGAAAUGAAAAUCCAUCCUUAAGGCUGAAUCUAUGGAGGAUCAUCAAUUGGUGUCCAUGUCAUACAUUG